AUGGCAUCUCAUGAAGAACUAGCAGCGCUCAAGCGGGAGAACGAGGCACUGAAGGCCGCACUUCUCGAGGUCCAGAUCGAACGAGACAAAGCAAGAGACCCGAGCCUACGUUUCGAACCCUCGUACGAGCCAGAAGACCAAACACCGAUAACCUGGUCGAUUGGCUACACCAAUGAGAUGAUAUGGAGAGCGCAGAUCAGGGACGAUGGGAUGAAUGUCAUUUCGAGUAAACCUGCAGCAAACUUGGUUAUUGAAAGGUGGCCACGCAAGAAGGAGAUAAUGAUACAUCGCAAGAUCGAGGAUGGGCAUUUCCGGGACCACAUGAACAAUAUCCUCAAUACCGGCCAGUUAUUCAAGUUCGCUCAUCUGAAGUACCGCUGCUUUCUCGUGUCCCUAAACGGCCUGGCUGUCUACGCUCCCCCAGAACAACCGGUGCUCGACAUGGCUUCGGCGGACAAACAGCUCAAACGAGAAAUCGGUGUCGCCAGUGAUAUCACUCCUCCAACCUAUCGAGGAAAACAGGGAACAUUUGUGACGCGGCGAGCAGGAAAACCUGCGUAUUUCAAAGCAAUUAUGCCUAAGCCGGAUGACCCAGAUAAGGAUCAGUACCUUUUCGUGGCAGCUGAUGGCACGAAGUUGAACCCAGGGUUUAUCAUCACUGAUCCUGAACACACCAACAAAGACACGGAUUUCUGGCUGCGGCUUGCUGACAAGUUGCGAAGUCAUUUUGGAGCAAGAGUUAACACGAUCCGAUCUGAGUUUGAGUAUCUUAAUGCAAAAUGGGCUAAUCAGCAGAAGUCCUGGGAGUGGGAGGUCAUCUGCCGUGCACGCGAAAACCCAUCCGUAAGAUGGCCGGCAGGUACCACCCAGGAGCUGAUGAAAACACUCAAGUACUACGAUGUUAUAUCAGACUCGGAUACACCCAUCCAGGACACAUUGAUUCCUGCAAGCCAACCACCCGUGGUUAGACCCGUGUCGAAACGGUCCUUCGAGAGACUUGCGCAGUAUGUCUACAGCGAUACGGAGGAUACUUACUUAGAGGCAGGCCGGCCGGUGCCUGAUAUACCAGAGUUUAACGAGAACUUCGCCGAUAACAUGGAAAGGAUCGAGAAUCUGUUCGCUGAGCUUGGAUACCGUUGGGGUGAUUUAGAGGAGGACUGGAAGAGUGGGUGA
This is a messenger RNA of Aspergillus mulundensis, 1173 nucleotides long. RefSeq lists its product as uncharacterized. The record is from RefSeq and is a predicted model, not a curated record. Bases 1 to 1173 code for a protein of 390 amino acids. The transcript has a single exon. NCBI's taxonomy places the organism in Eukaryota, Fungi, Ascomycota, Eurotiomycetes, Eurotiales, Aspergillaceae.